Scutellospora calospora is the source of this 195-nucleotide messenger RNA. Lineage: Eukaryota; Fungi; Glomeromycota; Glomeromycetes; Diversisporales; Gigasporaceae. The record is from the annotation of a GenBank genome assembly.
UUAGGGUUAGAGAUAGAUAAACUUUUUUUAGGCGCUGAGCAUGGGCAUAGGCAUGAAAACUCAAACAUGGGCAUGACACAGGCACGAAAACUCAAACAUGGGUAUGAACAUGGCAUAAAAUUUUGGCAUGGACAUGAGGCACAAGCACAAAUGCUUGGCAUGGGGAUGGGCAUAGCAACGGACACAGAAAUUUAA